Messenger RNA from Vitis riparia (riverbank grape), 2744 nucleotides. RefSeq names its product beta-galactosidase 8-like. Lineage: Eukaryota; Viridiplantae; Streptophyta; Magnoliopsida; Vitales; Vitaceae. The transcript is spliced from 19 exons. Gene Ontology annotation, molecular function: carbohydrate binding; beta-galactosidase activity. Gene Ontology annotation, biological process: carbohydrate metabolic process. The record is from RefSeq and is a predicted model, not a curated record. The coding region runs from base 36 to 2555 and encodes 839 amino acids. Gene Ontology annotation, cellular component: vacuole; cell wall.
AUUAUUGCAAUUUGGGAAUUGGGUUUUUCCCCAUUAUGGGAAACAAAGACUUGGUACUACUGGUUUUGAUUGCUGUCUGUGUUUUUGAAGGUUGUUAUUGCAAAACGGUGACAUAUGACCACAGAGCAUUGGUUAUUGAUGGAAAAAGGCGGGUUCUUCAGUCGGGUUCUAUUCAUUAUCCUCGAAGCAUGCCUGAAGUGUGGCCUGAGAUUAUUAGGAAGUCCAAGGAAGGAGGAUUGGACGUGAUCGAGACUUAUGUUUUCUGGAACAAUCACGAGCCGGUGAGGGGUGAGUACUACUUCGAGGGCAGGUUUGACCUGGUGAGGUUUGUGAAGACGGUGCAAGAAGCUGGCCUUCUGGUGCAUUUGAGAAUUGGCCCAUAUGCAUGCGCUGAAUGGAACUAUGGGGGAUUCCCUGUUUGGUUACACUUCAUUCCUGGAAUCCAGUUUCGAACGACAAAUGACCUUUUCAAGAAUGAAAUGAAGCGUUUCCUUGCAAAAAUUGUUAGCUUAAUGAAGGAUGCAAAUCUCUUUGCAUCACAAGGAGGGCCAAUCAUUCUUGCGCAGGUAGAGAAUGAAUAUGGAAAUGUUGAAUGGGCCUAUGGAGUUGGUGGAGAGUUAUAUGUCAAAUGGGCUGCAGAAACUGCUGUUAGUCUUAAUACUUCUGUUCCUUGGGUGAUGUGCCAACAGGAAGAUGCACCUGAUCCAAUUAUAAACACAUGCAAUGGGUUUUACUGUGAUCAGUUCACCCCAAAUUCUCCUUCCAAACCGAAGAUGUGGACAGAGAACUACAGUGGAUGGUUCCUUGCAUUUGGCAAUGCAAUUCCUUACCGCCCUGUUGAGGACCUUGCUUUUUCUGUUGCAAGAUUUUUUGAAACAGGUGGCACUUUUCAAAACUAUUAUAUGUAUUUUGGUGGUACCAACUUUGAACGAACAGCUGGGGGUCCUUUGGUUGCAACUAGCUAUGAUUAUGAUGCCCCAUUAGAUGAAUAUGGUUUCAUUAGGCAGCCAAAAUGGGGCCACCUACGUGACUUACACAAGGCAAUAAAACAGUGUGAAGAAUUCUUGAUCAGCUCAGAUCCAACUUACCUGAAACUUGGCAAAAAUUUAGAGGCACACAUCUAUUAUAGAACGUCCAAUGAGUGUGCAGCCUUUCUUGCUAAUUUUGACAGCAGUUUGGAUGCAAAUGUCACAUUUAAUGGAAAUUCUUACUUCCUUCCAGCUUGGUCUGUGAGCAUUCUUCCAGAUUGUAAGAAUGUCAUCUUUAACACUGCAAAGGUUGUUUCACAAAGAAACCUUCAUGGAGUUUCAUUUUCUGGGACAACCAGUGUGAAUGAGUUCUCACUAGCUUCAUCAGCAUGGAGUUGGUAUAAAGAAGAAGUGGGUGUUUCGAGUAACCACUCAUUCAUAAAACCCGGUUUAUUAGAGCAGAUAAACACAACAAAAGAUAACAGUGAUUAUCUAUGGUACACAACAAGCAUUAAUGUGAAAGAGAGCAUUGUGCCUGGUCAAGAGAAAGAAGCUUUUUUGCAUAUCGGAAGCCUGGGACAUGCUGCACUUGUUUUUGUAAACAAAAGGCUUGUAGGAUUUGGAUUUGGUAAUCAUGAGGAUGCAAGCUUCAAUCUCAGUGAGAAAAUUAGUCUUAACCAAGGAGAUAAUACACUAGAUAUUUUGAGUAUGAUGAUUGGUUUACAGAACUAUGGGCCAUGGUUCGAUAUUGCAGGAGCAGGAAUUUAUUCUGUCAUUCUUGCUGACUUAAAAAAAACUAGCAAGGAUGAUCUUUCUUCUGGACAGUGGACUUAUCAGGUGGGAGUUGAAGGGGAGUACAUUGGACUUGAUAAAAUAAGUCUUGCAAAUAGUUCACUAUGGAUUCAGGGAAAUCGUUUACCGGUUAAUCGGAGUUUGAUAUGGUACAAGGCUACAUUCCUUGCUCCUGAAGGGAAGGGUCCCUUAUCUUUAGAUCUUGCUAGCAUGGGAAAGGGUCAAGCAUGGGUAAAUGGACAGAGCAUAGGGCGGUAUUGGCCUGCCUAUCUGGCACCAUCAACUGGUUGCACCACAAACUGCGAUUACAGAGGAGCCUAUGAUGCAUCUAAAUGCUUGAGGAACUGUGGUCAACCUGCACAAACCUUGUAUCAUAUCCCCCGCACUUGGGUACAUUCUGGCAAGAAUUUACUGGUUCUUCAUGAAGAACUUGGUGGGGACCCUUCAAAGAUUUCUUUGUUGACACGAACUGGCCAAGAGGUGUGUGCACACGUGUCAGAAGCUGAUCCUCCACCUGCAGAUUCUUGGCAACCAAACUUGGAGUUCAUGUCUCAAAGCUCUCAAGUUCGAUUGACCUGUGAACAAGGAUGGCAUAUUAGUAUGAUUAAUUUUGCAAGCUUUGGAACUCCAAGAGGGCAUUGUGGCACAUUCAAUCCAGGGAAUUGUCAUGCCAAUGUAUUGUCAGUUGUUCAACAGCGAAGAGCCCCUCCAUUCAUCCACCCAUGCUGGUUUCAAAUUGAUAGGCGUUCUGCAUUUGAUGUUCUGGAUCUUCAAAAUUUCAUGCUCAAAGUAUAAUCAACUCGAGCAGCACACAUUCAAUCUAUGCAGGAUUUUCAUUCACCUUCAAUUCCAGUGCCAGGGUAGAGGGGAAGACUCGAAUAAAAGAAAAUACUAGGUGACUGCAUACAAGGCUGAACUUUGGUGGAAGGGUAAUCCUGUCCUGACCUUUAGGGGCGCGCUGGUUCUGCCAUUAUCAUGUCCAUA